Molecule: messenger RNA, 2116 nt
Organism: Rhea pennata
Lineage: Eukaryota; Metazoa; Chordata; Aves; Rheiformes; Rheidae
Gene: SMUG1
Product: single-strand-selective monofunctional uracil-DNA glycosylase 1
Exons: 4
Coding region: 144-788 (214 amino acids)
Biological process (GO): base-excision repair
Molecular function (GO): single-strand selective uracil DNA N-glycosylase activity; oxidized pyrimidine nucleobase lesion DNA N-glycosylase activity
Source: RefSeq, a predicted model, not a curated record
GGGGCGGGGAGGGGGGGCCAGGCUGGGUCGGGAUGCAGCCAGAAACCUCCCCCCUGGCGUGAGGCGAAUCCGAAGGCGCCGGAGACCUGGGAAUCCCCUCUCCAGCCGGGCGCGGAGCGGAGCCGGGGGGCCCCGAUGGCGGCAUGGCGGAGGACACGGCGCCCGAGGCCGAGGGGCUGGCGAGCCGCUUCCUGGCGCUGGAGCUGGAGCAGAGCGCCCUGCUGCGGGCGCUGCCCUUGGAGGAGCCCGUGAGCCACGUCUACAACCCGCUGGAGUACGCCUGGGAGCCGCACCGGGACUUCGUGCGGCGCUACUGCCGCGCCGCCAAGCGCGUCCUCUUCCUCGGCAUGAACCCCGGCCCCUUCGGCAUGGCGCAGACCGGGGUGCCGUUCGGAGAAGCGUGGCACGUGCGGGAAUGGCUGCGGGUGACGGGGCGGGUCGGGAAACCGCCGUCGGAGCAUCCCAAGCGCCCGGUGUUGGGGUUGGAGUGUCGGCAGGCGGAGCAGGGAUUUGCUCCGGGCUGGAGCGAGGCGCCGCAUCCGAUGGGGAGUCCCGUGUCCCCCCACCCCAAUCCGUGCCUCAGUUUCCCCCCCCAGCCCCCGCCAUGGGCAAUAAAACCACUGCGCGCUCCAGAGCGGGGCUGCCGCCUCCUCGUCGUCGCCCAUGGGUGCCGCGUGCGGAUGCCGUGUGGUGUGUGGGGGGAAGGCAUCGGGUGCCGCGUGGGUGCUGCUUGGUGCCGCGUGGGUGCUGGGGUGAUGCCGUGUGGGUGCUGCUCGGUGCCGUGGUGAUACCACGUGGGUGCCGCUCGGUGCCGUGCGGGUGCUGCUGGGUGCCAUGUGGACGUCGUUUGGGUGCUGUUCGGUGCCACGUAGAUGCUGUGUGGGUGCCGUGUGGGUGCCGCUUAAUGCCGUGGUGAUGCCAUGUGGGUGCCAUUCAGAGCUGUGGUGAUGCCACGUGGGUGCUGCUCGGUGCCGUGUGGGUGCUGCUCAGUGCUAUGUAGAUGCCAUGUGGGUGCUGCUCAGUGCCGUGGUGAUACCAUGUGGGUGCUGCUGGGUGCCAUGUGGGUGCUGCUGGGUGCCAUGCGGAUGCCGUGUUGGUGCUGCUUGGUGCUGUGUAGAUGCCGUGUGGGUGCUGCUCGGUGCCGUGGUGAUACCACGUGGGUGCCGCUCGGUGCCGUGCGGGUGCUGCUGGGUGCCAUGUGGACGUCGUUUGGGUGCUGUUCGGUGCCACGUAGAUGCUGUGUGGGUGCCGUGUGGGUGCCGCUUAAUGCCGUGGUGAUGCCAUGUGGGUGCCAUUCAGAGCUGUGGUGAUGCCACGUGGGUGCUGCUCGGUGCCAUGUGGGUGCUGCUCAGUGCUAUGUAGAUGCCAUGUGGGUGCUGCUCAGUGCCGUGGUGAUACCAUGUGGGUGCUGCUGGGUGCCAUGUGGGUGCUGCUGGGUGCCAUGCGGAUGCCGUGUUGGUGCUGCUUGGUGCUGUGUAGAUGCCGUGUGGGUGCUGCUCAAUGCCGUGGUGAUACCGCGUGGGUGCUGCUCGGUGCCAUGCAGAUGCCGUGUGGGUGCUGCUGGGUGUCAUGUGGAUGUCAUUUGGGUGCUGCUCAAUGCCGUGGUGAUACCGUGUGGGUGCUGCUCGGUGCCAUGCAGAUGCCGUGUGGGUGCUGCUGGGUGUUAUGUGGAUGUCAUUUGGGUGCUGUUUGAUGCUGUGAUGAUACCAUGUGGGUGCUGCUCGGUGCCAUGCAGAUGCUGUGUGGGUGCUGCUGGGUGUCAUGUGGAUGUCAUUUGGGUGCUGUUUGAUGCCGUGGUGAUACCACGUGGGUGCUGCCCGGUGCCGUGUAGAUGCCGUGUGGGUGCCGCGUGGAUGUCGUGUGGGUGCCGCGUGGGUGCUGUGUGGGUGCCGCUGGGUGCCACGCGGGUGCCGCUUGGUGCCGCGCGGCGCCGUGCGGACGGGCCCGGCGGUGGCGGCGGGACGCCGGGGACAAGGUCACCUCCCGGUCACGCCAGCGUCUCCGGGCGGCGGCAGCCUGUCGGCGCGGCGCCGUCACCGCGCCGUCACCGCGCCGUCACCGCCGUGGCCGGGGUACCUGCGGCGGGCGCGGAGGGGUGCGACGCAUGCACAGGCGA